UAUCUUAUGACGUCAUCAACAGGGUUACUGAAAUCCUGUAAAACGACCUCACCACUGGGAAUGAUAUCCGGAAAGAUCCGGGAUGAUCAGAUUACGUCAUCAUCUGUCCUUCCCCUAGGACCAGAGGGACAGUGCGCCGAGAAAUUCGCCAGACCCUACGCCCCCGACGGUAAGAGUUGGUGCGCCAAAUACAAAUCCCUGUCCGAGUGGCUACAAGUGGAUCUGGGUUUUCCCACUAAGGUAAUAUAA
Messenger RNA from Helobdella robusta, 249 nucleotides. RefSeq lists its product as hypothetical. NCBI's taxonomy places the organism in Eukaryota, Metazoa, Annelida, Clitellata, Rhynchobdellida, Glossiphoniidae. The transcript has 2 exons. The annotation marks the transcript as partial. The record is from RefSeq and is a predicted model, not a curated record.